AUCGUCCAAGGUGAGGAAACGCACCCUUAAUACUCUCGCGUUUCUAGUAGUCUGAGUCCUGCAAAUCUGAAGCCCACAAACGGCCGGUAUCAAGCUUCGGAUCAAAAGGCAAAACCGACAGACCUGUUUCAUUGAGUUGUUGCUCAUCUAAUAUCAUUCAUCAUGGCAGAUGAGGAACUUAUUGAUCAGAAAAAGUAUCUUGAGGAAUCUUGCAAGCCAAAGUGCGUGAAAUCUUUACUUGAAUAUCAGGCAUGUGUUAAGAGGAUUCAAGGAGAUGAAACUGGUCAUAAACACUGCACAGGACAAUACUUCGACUAUUGGUCAUGUGUUGACAAAUGUGUUGCAUCAAAGCUAUUUGUGAAACUCAAGUAACUGAGAAGUGGAGUUUUAUGAGCACCUUAUUCUCAUCUAGUGUUUCAUUACUUCCCAACAUUUUAAUUUCUUUUGUACUCAAAACUAGCCAUACUCGUAUGGUGCUAGUCCUCACCAACCGAUCAACCAUGACAUUUUUUGAACAGUGAAGAUUUCAAGUUAGAGAAAUAAAAGAGGGUUGAAGUGCACUUAGUUGAUGUUGGUUUUCUGAUAAUGUUGAAAGCCACAAGUUAUUUUUGGGUGAACAGUGAAGAUUCCAAGAUGGACAAAAUAAAAGAGGAUUCUAAUUUGAUUUAA
Messenger RNA from Nelumbo nucifera (sacred lotus), 669 nucleotides. Its product is annotated as cytochrome b-c1 complex subunit 6-1, mitochondrial-like. The record is from RefSeq and is a predicted model, not a curated record. NCBI's taxonomy places the organism in Eukaryota, Viridiplantae, Streptophyta, Magnoliopsida, Proteales, Nelumbonaceae. Gene Ontology annotation, cellular component: respiratory chain complex III. Gene Ontology annotation, biological process: mitochondrial electron transport, ubiquinol to cytochrome c.